ACACUCACCGUUUGUGUACGAGUGUGUGUGACCAAGAGUGCGUGUCUGUGCGUUUGUUUGCGUGUGUGCGUACAAGGCAGCCAGUGGACGGCCCAUAAGGAGUCUACACCUAUCAUCACACACACACAAACGGCAAUAAGGAUGUAUUUGCAUUGCCUCUGCCACUGAGCAAGGUGUGGAGUAGUCGGCGCAGAAUGACAAAUCAGCCACAGAAGCAGCAGCAGUAGACGUAGCUGCAGCAGAAGCAGCAGCAACAUCAGCAGCCGCCAUGCCAAACCACAGCAAAGGCAAUUAUAGCAACAACAACAGCAGCAUCAACAACAACAACACCAACAGCCACAACAAAAUGCAAGUCUUUUAAGUGCGCUGAUCAAGUAACGCGUAAACAUCAUGAGCCGUCAGGAGACCUUAGCUUCCAAGACGUCGUCGAUGUCGCCAGGAGCGGCAGCAGCAUCAACAGCAACAUCAACAUCAACAUCAACAUCAACAACAUCAACAACAACAGCGAAUACAACAUGCAGCAAAAUAUCAACAUCAACACCGCAAAAACGAGAUGAAUCCACGCAGGAGCAACAGCAAGAGUUCAUUGAUCGAAGUUUGGCCAGUGAAAUUGGUGCAAGCGAUGCUAGCGCCAUAUGCGACUUGUCCAUCAACAGCAGCUGCAGUGAUGCCAGUCCCGUGGCCAAGCGUCAGUUAAACUCUGCCAAUUUAUCUCGUAUACGUCCACAGUCCAGUUACUCUGCGCGUGUACUCAUCUUUGAGGAUUCGGAUCAUGAUGCAGCCACUGCGGCAGCGGCGAAUGCAAGUGCUUUGGCGCAUGCUCAGUCGGCGGUAGGUAGUUCGUUUAACGCCAGUGCCGCUGAUGCUAGCAGCGGCGUUGAAAUGCUGCCUGCCUCGCCGGCAAAGCAGGCCGCCAACGAAAACAGCAAUAGCAAUAGCAAUAGCAAUAAUGGAUCCUCACUAAUACGCAAUCUCAAUUUAACUAAGAGCUCGUCGGGCGGCCUGUCAGGCAGCUCCAGUUCACUGCACUCGCGCGGCUAUACGGCGCUGCUGCGCAAGAUCUCUUAUCAGCAGCAUACGAACUCCCUACGCGCUGUCAGCAGCGAAGCGUCCAAUUUGUUGCGUAUGCGCCAUUCCUCGCUGGGCAAAUCAGCGCCUUGCCUAACUGGCAACUAUUUUCGCCAUGAGCUCUGCAGUGGCUCAGGGCCUGGGGCAGCUUCAGCUGCAGCAGCAGGUGCUGGAGGUAUUACUUCAACAGCUUCGCCUGGUCUGAAUAUCUCACGCUCUGGCAGUGGCAUUGCUCUGUCCAAGCAUCAUCAUUUACAUGGCGUCGUCAUGCGUGGGUCUUCUUCGGGUACUGGCAGCGGCGGGUCUAGCGGUGUGGCUCACCAUCGUUUGAGUCUGGUCACCAAUGCUGCUGCCAUAGCUGGUGGCUCCCGUGCUCAUUCGCCCUAUUCGGCAAGUCCGGCGGAUAGUCCGCGACUUAAUUCGCCCAUGCCGUUUGCAUUUGCGCCCAUCAAACGCAUCGCCUCUUGUCGCGGUGUCGCCGAUGGCAGACGGUGGUCGGUAGCAUCGCUGCCCUCCUCCGGUUAUGGCACCACACCAGGCAGCUCUAAUUUAUCGUCCCAAUGCUCCAGUCAGGAGGCGUUAAAUCACUUGCCCCACAAUUUGCCGCCUGGUCAGGAGGAUGCAGCUGCUGUUGCAGCUGGUGCCUGCUGUGCGGAACAUUUGAAGCAGCACUGUCCCAAACAUUGUGCUUUAUUGCUCGCUGCGCACAAGCCACAUCAACAGCAACCACAGCAUGCGCCAAAGCUCGCACAGCUGCAGCCACAGCCUUUAAAACCACCGAUCGCAUGCAUUAAUUGUUGCGCUGAUUUAAGCGUCGCCUGCAGUGGCAAUGCUGCUGCCAAUGCUAAUGCUGCUAAUGCAUCGAUGACGUCCUUGCCGGGCGGUCGCAUGUCGCCCUGUUUUCGUCCACGCUCCCGUUCGUUAUCCAGCCCAUCCCGUUCGCCCGUUGUGGACAAUGAGAUAGCUGUUAUGAAUACGUUGUAUAAGGAACGCUUCCCUAAGGCCACACAGCAAAUGGAGGAGCGGAUGAAGCACUUCAUCAAUGAGAACAAGAGCGCAGCAUGCAAUAGUUUUCGGGACUCACAGCCCAUUGUACGUUUUGUACACCAUCAAGUGCUGGAGAUGGCUCGUGAUUGUCUACACAAAUCUGAGGCUAAGCUGAUUACGUCACAGUACUUUUACGAGCUAAGCGAGAAUCUGGAGCGUCUGCUGCUGGAGACCAAGGAGAAAUCCCCGGAAGCUGCAGCUGAGCUAAGUGGCGUUAUCAAAAAAUUGUUGCUGAUUAUAUCGCGGCCAGCGCGUUUACUCGAAUGUCUCGAAUUCGACCCGCAAGAGUUUUACGAGCUGCUGGAGGCAGCCGAAGGUCAUGCCAAAGCCAUGCCUGUAAUUAAGGCGGAUAUACCGCAGUAUAUUAUACACAAGCUUGGCCUCAAUCGUGAUCCCAUCGCGGAGCUGCAGCAAGAGCUGCGCGAGACGCAGCAAAUGUGCUCAGAGCAGGUAACUGGCGGGGACAGGAUGCUGGAUAUGCAGCCAGCAGCCGGUGCACUAUUGCUCAACUCACCAUUAACCUGUGCGGCCAAGCAGCUGAGCAACCUCACACUGGAUGGUAUAACAUUGGAAACUGGUAAUUCGGGUGGCAGUGGCACCUGCACGCCUCAGCCGACGCUACCGCAGCAACCGCCGCAAACGCCAGUAGGCUGUGAUACCCAACCGACGCCCAGUUUUGCAUUAGCCAUAAGCCAGCUGAAUACGCCAGCAACGGAGACAACUGCUGCACAACAGCAACAGAUGCAGCAACAGCAACAACAGCAGCCGCUGCCUCACGAAAACGACUUUGACAUUGCCAAGCUGAUCUCAAAUGGUGCCUAUGGCGCCGUCUAUCUGGUUAAGCACAAGACAACGCGCCAGCGCUUCGCAAUGAAAAAGAUCAACAAAAAUAAUCUCAUACUGCGGAACCAGGUGGAGCAGGUGUUUGCCGAGCGGGAUAUACUGUCGUUUGCCGACAAUCCUUUUGUCGUUAGCAUGUACUGUUCUUUUGAGACUAAGAAACAUCUCUGCCUGGUAAUGGAGUAUGUGGAGGGCGGUGACUGUGGCACGCUGCUGAAGAACAUUGGCCCGUUGCCCGCUGACAUGGCGCGCUUCUAUUUCGCCGAAACAGUAUUAGCCGUGGAGUAUCUGCAUAGCUAUGGCAUUGUCCAUCGAGAUCUCAAGCCGGACAAUUUGUUAAUCACGGCUCUCGGUCACAUUAAGCUCACCGAUUUUGGACUCUCCAAAAUGGGUCUCAUGUCUUUGGCCACCAAUCUGUAUGAGGGUUACAUUGAUUCAGAGACUCGGCAGUUUUCCGAUAAGCAGGUCUACGGCACACCUGAGUAUAUAGCACCCGAGGUAAUAUUGCGUCAGGGCUAUGGCAAACCCGUCGACUGGUGGUCAAUGGGCAUCAUAUUGUAUGAAUUUCUUAUUGGCUGUGUGCCGUUCUUCGGUGAGACCGCCGAGGAGCUGUUCGCGCACACCGUUAACGACGAUAUUGAGUGGCCGGACAGCGAAGAUUGGCCCGUGCAAUCAGAAGCGAAAGAUAUAAUAUCACAGCUUCUGCAGCAAAACCCGCGAGAUCGUUUGGGCAGUCAGAUAGGUGCUUUGGAAGUGAAGGAACACGUUUAUUUCCAGGGCAUGGACUGGAAUUCGUUGCUCCGCCAGAAGGCAGAGUUUGUGCCGCAGCUGUCGCACGAGGAUGAUACAAGCUAUUUUGAUACUCGCAUGGAUCGCUACAAUCACGAUUUGGGUGGCGAAGAUACCGAUGACACCGACGAUACGCCAGUUUUUGGUAGCUUUAAUUCCUAUACGCCACAAUAUCGAAAGCAGCACUAUAGUUGGUCUCGCAAUGCAACUGCCACGACAACGGAUAGCACCAGAGCAACACCAACCACAUUGCCCUCGCGUGCGCAGGAAAAUGCAACGGCAACAUCGAGUAUGGCAGCCACAGGAGCAAUGCCCAAACUGAUGACUUCUAAUGCAAGCCAAGAGGGCGUGGUGAAUAAGUUCUUGAACACACCUCAGUUGCGUAAGCUGGAUCUCUCGUCCAGUUGUUUGAAAGUACCCUCCACUCCGGAUAGUGAGUUUUUGCCGGAACUGUUGCAUAACGUCACCAUUGGCAAUGAUGCUGAGUUGCGCAUGCUCAAGCAUUAUUUGCAGCAGCCAACGCCAGCGGCUGUGCGUCUAAAUCAGCGACACAGUAUGCCACCGAAUACAACAACCAUUAUAAGCACUCCGGCCACACCGCCGCCACCGACACAGUCGUCCACAGCAACGCCGCAACCAACGAGCGUGAGCAGCAUAUCUCGUAGUACGCCGGAGAGUUCACAAACGGACAGCGAUGAUUUUUCGCCGCAAAUCAAUCGCAAGCGCAAGGGCGUUUGUGCGCGUGAUAUAUUGCCACGGUUCUCCAUCUCAAUUGAAGAUGAAACCAUCAGCGCGGGUAGCUCCUCCACGGAAAACAUGAAUAUACGCGAGCAGUCGCCUCUAGCUCUACAACAUCAGCCAAAGUCUAUGGACAGCAGCAGUGGACCCAAUUCAUAUGGUAUGAAGCAUCAUCGUUCACGUUCUAUUGUUAAAUCCGCUUCGGCACUGGGUCUGUCGCUUAUGUCCUCGUUGGACAAUACGCAACUUGCGGCACAGCUUUGUGGUAUUCAGUCCCCGGGCAGUGCAGGCGGUGGCGGCAAUGGGUCAAGCACCGCUAGUUCAAGAGACACAUCGCCUUGUCGCGAACUUUCGCCACUGGUGACAAAUCUGAAACCACCCAUUAUAAUACGGCGUGGGCCACGUGGCUUUGGCUUCACUGUGCACACUAUACGCGUCUAUUAUGGGGACACCGAUUUCUAUACUAUGCACCAUUUGGUGAUGGCCGUGGACGAGGGAAGUCCCGCAUUUGAAGCAGGACUCCGACCCGCCGAUCUUAUCACUCAUGUUAACGGCGAGCCCAUCCAGGGCCUAUUCCACACGCAGGUGCUGCAGUUAUUGCUGAGUGGUGGUGAGCAUGUGACACUGCGAGCCACGCCUCUGGAGCAUACUAGCAUACAAAGCGGUGGUCGCAAGCGUGACCUCAUGCAGAGCAAAUUGGCCAAGAAAGGUGUUAAUCGCCAGAAGAAGCAAACAAAACGUGAACACGACAAGAAGCGUAAGACGUCGCUAUUCCGACGCAUAAGCAGCAAGCGAGCAAACGCCGAGAUGCAACAGUACUCGGCGGGCACCAGUUCACCCACCACACCAUCUGCGCGGAAUUUAUCACCGUUGGACUCAUCGUAUCACAGUAGCUGCUGUCCAUCGGCAGCUAAUUCAUCAUCGCAAUCUACUUCGCCGUCAUCUUCGUCACCUAACACGCCCACCGGUUCAAGUGGUGGUAACGGCGCUGGUAAUUGCAGUGGAGCCAAGUCUAUUGUCGCACCACCUAUCACAGCUUUGAGCGUGCAGCUGCCUUUGCCGCCGGCCAGUCCAGUUGUGUUGCUGCCGCAUGUGGGCGCUGUUGUAGGCAAUAGUGCCACUUCUGUGGGCAAUGUGCCUGUUUCACCCACUGGCGUUGUUCCGCAGUUGUAUCAGCGUCCCUCUACUUUGCAUGGUCUUAAGCACAAGUUACACGCAGCAUCCAGUGGCGCUGGUGGUUCAACUACCAGCGGCUCCGCUGGCAGUGGUCUAAAGACGCUUCACACUUCGAGCAACAAUGCGCUGCCCAAUCGACGCAAGUCUGUGGGUCACAUACCGCUAUCGCCUUUAGCGCGAACACCAUCUCCAUCGCCUUUGCCGUCGUCACCCACUCGCUCGCCAUCGCCUUUGGCGUUCCCUCUGGUGGGCCAUCAACCUGGCGCAUCCAAUACCACGCAAUCAUAUAGUCCAGGCAGUACACUGCCCACGUUGCAGACGGCCGUGAGUGCUACCAACAAGAAAGCUGGCUUUGCACGUACUAAGUCCGCUGAGCCGAGCUCGCCGUUGCUGAGACGCGCUUUGUCCCCGGAUCGACUACAUCCACGCAGCGCUGAGACAAAAAUAUCGCCGUUAUGCUGCUCUCCACCCAUUAAACAGCAAACCCAACAUCAUCAGCAUCAGCGUGUCGUGGCAGCAACAUGGCGACCGGCUGGCGGUGCAGUUGCAACUGGAGCACAACAACAGCAACAACAGGGGAAUAUCAGCACUGAGGAAUCUCAAAGGCAAACGACCUCAGCAAUAACAACAGCUGUAGCUGGUGGUACAGCCACAUCUUCAGUUGAUAAUCAAGCAUCGAACAAUGUAGCCAUAAAUAGCAACAGCUGUGAGCCUUUGCCACGAAUUGCCGAAGAGAAGGAUUCGCCCACUAGUAUACAAGACAGUAGCGGUGCAGCGGAGGUAUUUUUGCCGGCUAUUGAGGAGCAUGGUGAGAGUGAGACAUCGUCACCGCCACAAACACUGGAGAAGCCAUCAUCCAAAGUCGAUCAGCCGGAUAAGGCCAAAAAGGCCGAACAGGGUAAAAUCAGUGCGUCUAAAAAAUCUUCGAUUACAACGACUAGGCCAAUAAGUGCCAGUGAUUUCCGCAAGGAAUUAACAACAGCAACAACAACAUCAACAUCAAUAACAGGCAAGGGAUCUAUAGCUUCACCAACAACAACAGACGCGACUUUGGCUGCCAAGCAAAAAAAGUAGCGUCACAGAACUGGAUGUUUAUGUUUUAAAAUUUAAUGUUUAGCUUAUCUAAAUGUUCAGCGUAAAAUAUUAACAAAACGUAAUGAACGUAGGAGAAGCGAUCAGAAAACUAUUUGCAUGAUGAAUUGAUAACUAUGUUUGAGGGAUUGUGUUUUGUGUCGGCCAGCUUGAAUGCCGAUUUUGUGCAGAACCAUAUUCAAAAUUAGCUAAAACAAAAUGAAAAAAAAAAACAAAAAAAAAUUAGAAAAUUGUGGAAGAAUAUAGUAGUAUCUCGUAUCUUACAAAAUUCCUAAUACAAAUUGUAAAUUAGUAAAAAAAAUACAUAUGCAAAAUAUUCCAACUAAAAGGACAAUGUACUAGGAAUGUAAAGACGGCAGCAUGCAAUUAUCAAUAUUGUAUUUGUAUAUAAAUGUAUAACAUUGAUAGAAUUAAAGUCUAGUAAGAAAACGGAAACGCCCAAACACCUGCUGGUAACGGCUGAGUAAAAAGUAAUGGU
Messenger RNA from Drosophila hydei, 7228 nucleotides. It is a transcript of the gene dop, whose product is annotated as microtubule-associated serine/threonine-protein kinase 3. NCBI's taxonomy places the organism in Eukaryota, Metazoa, Arthropoda, Insecta, Diptera, Drosophilidae. Gene Ontology annotation, biological process: peptidyl-serine phosphorylation; intracellular signal transduction. The transcript has 11 exons. Gene Ontology annotation, molecular function: magnesium ion binding; ATP binding; protein binding. The record is from RefSeq and is a predicted model, not a curated record. Bases 391 to 6732 code for a protein of 2113 amino acids.